UCAGCCUUGGCUGGAUAAAGCAAAUGUUUUUGUUUAAAAAUGAUGGUUAGGGCGACUCCUGUUUCUUUAGGAAACACUAAGGAAGGUUUUUGUGUCGUCAUAAGUAUUGCCAAGACUGACAGUGGACGUAACACAGCCAUUUUUGUCAGAGAAAUCGACAAAGAUGGCCUCGGCGUGGGUGAACCUUUUCGUUUAGCUACAAGCGAGUUCAAACACCUUUGGAAAAACGAAGAAGUCGAGCAGGAAAAAAUUCGCUUUGGUUCAGUAGUCAAAUACGCUCAAGUCGGAGAUGAGUACCUCUUUCGAGGGAACACAAAGUGUCAACGACAGGAUGUUGAUAAGAUUCUCCUGGACCUAAGCUUUGAUGAUGGUGUUUACAGAGGCAUAAAAGAUGCCUUUCCUGAGGCAAAUAUAGCACCUAAAGGUUCUAAAGGGAUCUAUCAAAAUUGCAGACCUAAGCAAUCCUUGUGCCUUGUCAGCUUGAAAUAUGGUAUCAUUGCAAAUGAAAGAAUAAGGUUCAAAACAAAACUUGGUGAGCAUGUGAACCUUAAGCUGAAUUGUAGAGAAAAUCUUGUGCUCACCACUGCACCUGUCAGACUGCAACUCAGUCAUGCAAGUGAUGAUGAUGUUGGAGAGGUGGCUCUCGUGAAUAUGAGGGAACCUGAGUAUGGAGUGAGGAGCCCUACCUAUCAGGCAGUCUGCGAGGGCCUGAUUCUUAAGCUGAAGCCCAAGGAGAUCUCAAUUGAUGAGGAGCCUGUUGAAAUUGAGGAUGAGGCUGGCCAUCUUAUUAUGGUCCCAGGAAAUGUCACAUUUGAUACUGGAAAUACAGGUGGGACUGCUAUAUCCAAUAAACUGGUGGAUGCUUUGGGUCUGAAACCUGAUAACACUAAGAAAAAGAAGGUCACAAUACCAGGAGAUGCAGCUCUGCAGUGUUGCACGGUACCAAUUAAAAUUAAAAUAAGAGGGCGCAAAUUUCCUGUCAAUGCUCUAGUUGGUGCUGUAGCUCCACACACAGACUUGCUGAUUGGGAUGGAUAUUAUGCAACAAUUGGGUGAUGAAGGUUAUUCUCUCCAAUUAGCAUAACUUGUCGAAUUGCAGAUUGUUUUGGUCUUUAAAUGGAAAAAUUUUGUUUUGCUGCCAGGCAAACACCAGUCUGUUGCCUGGGGUCUGUAAGAUAGAUAAAAAAGGAUAAGGAUAAAAUUAGUAGACGGGUUUGUCAAUUUAAUGUUCAACUCUAUAGUGACUGGUAAUGGAUUUAGUUUUGCGUAACUACAAGAUAUUCUUGGAAGGAAAUGAAUUUUUCUUGCAGUUUAAAAGGGUGUAUUGUCAGUAUACCAUAUCUCCUUGUUAAGUGCCCACAAAAAGAGAGAAAUGAUUUCAGAGAUGCCAACUCCUGGGAAUUUGGAAUUUGGUGAUGCUUUAUUUGAGGCCAUAUUCUUUACCCCACCCUUUAUUUAUUUAUUUUUUUUUUUUGGGUAGCUGCCACUCCUUUUAGUGCUUAGAAAAGUAUGACCAUCUUUUUCAUCUGUUAAGGUACCUCUAGGCUUGCAAACAAGCUUGAGGUUCAGAAGUGCCAAUAACAAAUGAACAAUUACAAAUUUUGAGAUUUGGAGUCUCUCAUUUUGGCUUUUUAUCAUUAUUUUAUCUUUAGGUUUUUAAUCUGUUAUUUCUGAAUCAUUAAAAAUGCCAUGGUAGAUUGCUUUAAAGACAAGGUCCUUUACUUUUUAUUUGUCAAAUGUUUUAAUUAUUUAUAUUGUUAGAACACCAUCAAAAGUCUACACAUCAUAAUUACGAUUUUCAAGGAUUUUUAGUUGGUUUUAGUGUAAUACCAUAAAAAACACUUUUUCUGGAAACAAGAAGUCUUCAAUUUUACUUAAGUCAAGUAGUAGUAUAAAAAUUGAUAUUUACUAAGAUAAUUGAAUGACCACUUUAAGCAAGGGGCUUUUAGUCCUCAUCAUCCUUGUCUUCCAGCCACAAGGUGGUGAAAAAAUUUCUAGUCCUUGACAAUUAUUUGGAAUUAUAAUGAUAAAUACAGUAGUUAUUAUUAGGA
This is a messenger RNA of Stylophora pistillata, 2050 nucleotides long. RefSeq lists its product as uncharacterized. NCBI's taxonomy places the organism in Eukaryota, Metazoa, Cnidaria, Anthozoa, Scleractinia, Pocilloporidae. The record is from RefSeq and is a predicted model, not a curated record.